AGACCCACGCCCUGCUCCCUCCGCCCGGCACCUGCAGGAAGGACUGGAACCGCCUCUGCGUGCCCGCCGCCCGUUUCCGCCCUCCCGCUCCUCCCACGCGUGCCGCCCGGGACCCCGCAGCACCGCGGCGCCGAUCCGAGGCCCCCCCUGGUCCUCCUCGGCUCCUCCCGGAAGCGCGGCGCGUGGCGGCCCGGCGGCGCGGAUUGGACGCGUGGCACCAACAGAGACACCCGGGGGGGGGUGGGACGGAGGUGAGCGGGCGCCCGCGGAGGAUGCGGUGGGGAACCAGCUCCGGGCGCCGUCCGCGGUCGCGCGUGGGGCCGUGCACGCGGUGGUGGCGGGGGGAAGCGCGUGGUCCCCUCAAGCGCGCACCCUGCCGCCCAGCCCUUGCGCCCGCACAGGGUGGUGGCCCCGGCGAGUAGAGGGUAGGGGUCGCCCGCGGCCGGCGCCCCGGGACUCUUAUUGUGACAGGGUGGCGCGCAGUGCUUAGUCACCGUGACCCGCGCGGCGGAGGCGGAGGCAGAGCGCGGCCAUGGCGGGGUGAGUGCGCCGCUCCAGGCCGCGGCCCGGGACCAGGCCCUGCGGGCUCUCCAGGCAUCAGGGCUGCGCCUCGGAGCGGCGGGGAGGCCGCUGGAGCAGGCACCGGGUACCGGGCGGCCGCUGCACAGCCUCCUGCGCAAUGCCAGACCCGAGCUCCGGCAGUGUGGUCACGCGUGACAGUCGUUCACUUACUGGGGCCCCUGGAGCAUUUCAUCCCCCCACGGUGAUCUAAUAGACAUAACACGCGGGGAUGCGACUCCAGGCUGAGCCCCAGGACCUGGGGAGCCAGCUGCAGACCCUCUUUGUCUCCCCCCAUCUCCUUUGAAAGCAUAACUGUUCCCCUGACCCCAGGUCUCCAAGGGUCUCCUGAAUCCUUCCCCGUGGGUGCUCCAGAUGCUGCACACCCCAGGACCUCGGUGCUCGCUUAGUGUUUUCUAUACAGACCUUGCUUUAUUUUCAGGCCUUUUGUGUCUUCCUGCUGUGUUCCUGGAGCUCAGAACAGUUCCAAGUGCAUAAAUGGCAGGCUCUGUAAAUUUUGGUGAGGUGUUGAAGAAAGGAAUUUGACAUGUUGGAUGAAGGGAAGGAUGGCGGGAACAGUGAGGAGGUUGGGAAGGGGGUGUGGAGUUUUACAGGCCAUUGAGGAGCUGGGUUUCCAUUCUUGGGCUCGGUGAAAGGUGUUCGGUGAUUUUGAGCAGGAAAAGGAACAUGAUAUGUCCUGAAGGCCCGGAGUUGAGGAGAAGUUAGUUUGAAUGGAACCGGGUGUGUCCAGUUUACUUGGCUUGGCAAAAAAACGGCUCUAGAAAUCAUUGUUUACUCUUGCAAAGAGAAGUCUGGUUGAACAUGUGGCAGAUACUUUAAUCCCAGCCCACGGGAGGAUGAGAAGUUCAGGAGCCAGCCCUGGCUAUCUAAGACCCUGUCUCAGAAAAAAAAAAAAAGUGGCAGGAUUUGGCCUAACCCAGCCUCUGUUCCCAGCCCUGUACUCUUCCCUCCAUCCAGGCCCCUAACCGCUAUUGGAGGAACUGUAUCUUGUCAUCAGGAACCCCAUGCAGCCCGAACCCAAGCCUAGCGGGGCUCCCCGCAGCAGCCAGUUCCUGCCCCUGUGGUCAAAGUGCCCCGAGGGGGCAGGGGACACGGUGAUGUACGCCUCCACGGAGUGUAAGGCAGAGGUGACACCCUCACAGGACGGUAACCGAACCUUCAGCUACACACUAGAGGAUCACACCAAGCAGGCUUUUGGCAUCAUGAACGAGCUUCGGCUGAGCCAGCAGCUCUGUGACGUGACCCUGCAGGUCAAAUAUGAGGACAUCCCAGCUGCCCAAUUCAUGGCUCACAAAGUGGUGCUGGCCUCCUCCAGCCCAGUCUUUAAAGCCAUGUUUACCAACGGGCUUCGGGAGCAGGGCAUGGAGGUGGUGUCCAUUGAAGGCAUCCACCCUAAGGUCAUGGAAAGGCUUAUUGAGUUCGCGUACACGGCCUCCAUCUCCGUGGGCGAGAAGUGUGUGUUGCAUGUAAUGAACGGGGCGGUCAUGUACCAGAUCGACAGUGUGGUCCGAGCCUGCAGCGAUUUCCUCGUGCAGCAGCUGGACCCCAGCAACGCCAUUGGCAUCGCCAACUUCGCUGAGCAGAUCGGCUGCACUGAACUGCACCAGCGUGCCCGGGAGUAUAUCUACAUGCACUUCGGGGAGGUGGCCAAGCAGGAGGAGUUCUUCAACCUGUCACACUGCCAGCUGGCCACGCUCAUCAGCCGUGAUGAUCUGAACGUGCGCUGCGAGUCUGAGGUGUUUCAUGCGUGCAUCGACUGGGUCAAAUACGACUGCCCGCAGCGGCGCUUCUACGUGCAGGCACUGCUGCGGGCCGUGCGCUGCCACGCGCUCACACCGCGCUUCCUGGAGACGCAGCUUCAAAAGUGCGAGAUCCUGCAGGCCGACGCGCGCUGCAAGGAUUACCUGGUGCAGAUCUUCCAGGAGCUCACGCUGCACAAGCCCACGCAGGCGGUGCCCUGCCGCGCGCCCAAGGUGGGCCGCCUCAUCUACACGGCAGGCGGUUACUUCCGACAGUCGCUCAGCUACCUGGAGGCCUACAACCCGAGCAAUGGCUCCUGGCUGCGCCUGGCAGAUCUACAGGUGCCGCGCAGCGGGCUGGCAGGCUGCGUGGUGGGUGGGCUGCUGUACGCUGUGGGCGGCCGCAACAACUCUCCAGACGGCAACACUGAUUCCAACGCCCUGGACUGCUACAACCCCAUGACCAACCAGUGGUCGCCCUGUGCCUCUAUGAGCGUGCCGCGCAACCGCAUUGGGGUGGGAGUCAUAGAUGGCCACAUCUAUGCAGUCGGAGGUUCCCACGGCUGCAUCCACCACAGCAGCGUGGAGAGAUAUGAGCCAGAUCGGGACGAGUGGCACCUAGUCGCGCCAAUGUUGACACGGAGGAUCGGAGUGGGUGUGGCAGUGCUCAACCGCUUGCUGUAUGCAGUGGGGGGCUUUGAUGGGACUAACAGGCUUAACUCUGCAGAAUGUUACUAUCCUGAGAGGAAUGAGUGGCGGAUGAUUACACCAAUGAAUACCAUCCGAAGUGGGGCCGGGGUCUGCGUGCUGCACAACUGUAUCUAUGCUGCAGGGGGCUACGAUGGGCAGGACCAGCUAAACAGCGUGGAGCGCUACGACGUGGAGACAGAGGCCUGGACUUUCGUAGCCCCCAUGAAGCAUCGCCGGAGCGCGCUGGGGAUUACUGUGCACCAGGGCAGGAUCUACGUCCUCGGAGGCUACGAUGGCCACACUUUUCUGGACAGUGUGGAAUGCUAUGACCCAGACAGUGACACCUGGAGUGAGGUGACCCGAAUGACAUCUGGCCGCAGUGGGGUGGGCGUUGCCGUCACCAUGGAACCCUGUCGGAAGCAAAUUGAUCAACAAAACUGUACCUGCUGAACCACUUGGAAUACCUGAGCACUGACAACAAGACAGAAAAAGAGUCUGUGUAUUGCUGCUGUCUCUGUACUAAAGAAAAAAGAAGAAAACAAACCACAAACAGAAAACACAGGGCAGAAGAGGCAGCAGCAGAAGUCACCUCUUCUUCCAGGAAGGGCAGCUGGGAUGUCUUGUCAAGGAUCUUGUGGAAGACCAGAACUCAGAUCUACGGGCCCCUCUGUCAUAGCCCUGGAGCAUCCGAGCCUGCCAUGGGAGGGGGACCCUCACAGGUGAGAGGCCCCACCACCAGCACCCAGAACCCCUUUCAGGGGGGACUGGCAAAGCAGGAGGUCAUGUGUGUUUUCUUUGUUUCCUGCAACUUGGUGAUCAAUUCCAGGGGACAAGGAGAAGAAGGGACAGGUGAAGCCAAGGGGCUGAGACUCCCUCUGGAGUCGGGGCCCUGGGGACAAGCCUGUGCAGAGACGCCUCUGGGCUGUAAGCCCUGGACAGCUAUUUUAUUAAAUAACCCUGUACCUUUCUCAUGGGAAUAAAGAAUGGAGUAGGCAGUGUCUUGCACACAGGUCCUCAGAGGGCGGUUGGAAUCCCUCAGGGAGAGGCAGCUCUUGUAUUGAAAUACACACAGGUCCUGAUGGGGCUGGUAUCUGACA
Grammomys surdaster is the source of this 4105-nucleotide messenger RNA. It is a transcript of the gene Keap1, whose product is annotated as kelch like ECH associated protein 1. The record is from RefSeq and is a predicted model, not a curated record. Gene Ontology annotation, molecular function: transcription factor binding. The transcript has 5 exons. The coding region runs from base 1584 to 3458 and encodes 624 amino acids. NCBI's taxonomy places the organism in Eukaryota, Metazoa, Chordata, Mammalia, Rodentia, Muridae.